CGGGCGGCCGGUCGCGGAUGCGGGUGCGCUACGCGGCGCUGCCCGCGCGGUCUCGAGAGGGCAGCGGUUGAGGGCGGGCCAGGCCCGAGCACCGGCAGGAUGUCCCUGGGUGCUUGUUGUGUCCUGUGUUGCAGAAGAAUAGGGACCUCUACUCCCCUGCCAAAAAGCCACACAACAUACUGGAAAGAUAUCCGAAAUAUAAUAAAAUUGACUGGAUCCCUUAUUUUAGGAGGUUCUUUAUGUUUUACAUAUGAAGUUAUGGCCCUGAAGAAGUCAUUGACAUUAGAUACUGAAGUGGUAGAAAAAGAAAAAAUGAAGUCAUAUAUAUAUUUGCAUACAGCUUCGUUAAACAAACCAGAAAAUCAUGGGAUUGUCUGGCAGGCUAGAAAAGAACUUCACAAAGCAGUAAGAAAAGUAUUAGCAGCAUCAGCAAAGAUCUUACGGAAUCCAUUUGCUGGCACCUUCAGCACCGUGGACAUAGACGAUCAUGAAUGUGCCAUGUGGCUGCUCCUGAAGAAGAGCCGGGCGGACGACAGGGCGGGGCGGCUGGAGGCUGUGCAGGAGAUGUCAGACUCCCACCACUGGCAUGAUUACCAGUAUAGGAUCAUUGCACAAGCCUGUGACCCGAGAACUCUCAUCGGACUGGCACGAAGCAAGGAGAGUGAUCUCCGCUUUUUUCUCCCACCACCACCUCUGCCAUCUUUAAAAGAAGAUUCUUCCAUUGAAGAGGACCUGAGACAGUUGUUGGCUUCUUUACCUCAAACGGAGUUAGAUGAAUGCAUCCAAUACUACACAUCCUUGGCUCUUAAUGAGAGCAGUCAGAGUCUGGCUGCUCAGAAGGGAGGCUUAUGGUGCUUUGGAGGAAAUGGGCUUCCUUACGCUGAAAGCCUUGGAGACGUGCCUUCAGCCACGGUGGAAAUGUUCUCCUUAGAAGCCAUAGUGAAACACUCAGAGAUACCCACACACUGCGAUCAAAUCGAAGCCAAGGGCGGCCUGCAGCUCCUCCAGAGGCUGCACUACCUCCACAGAGACUCCCCGAACGUGCAGAGAAACAUCAUGCGGAUCGUCGGCAACAUGGCCCUGAGCGAGCGGCUGCAUGCUCCCAUAGUGCGCUCAGGCUGGGUUUCCAUAAUGGCCGAAGCCUUGAAAUCUCACCAGAUUAUGGAAGCCUCACAUGCUGCCAGAACCCUGGCCAAUCUGGACCGAGAAACUGUGCAGGAGAAAUACCAGGACGGCGUCUUUGUGCUGCACCCCCAGUACAGAACAAGUCAGCCCAUUAAAGCCGAUGUCCUUUUUAUUCAUGGCCUUAUGGGAGCAGCAUUCAAAACCUGGCGCCAGCAUGACAGUGAGAAAGAUCUGACUGAAAACGCUUUGGAGGAUGAAAACAGGUACACUACAUGUUGGCCCAAGACGUGGUUAGCCAAGGACUGUCCCGCUCUCCGGAUCAUAUCUGUGGAGUACGACACCGCCCUCAGCGACUGGAGGGCCAGGUGCCCCAUGGAGAGAAAGACCAUUGCGUUCCGAAGCAACGAACUUCUUAGCAAGCUCCGAGCGGCUGGGGUUGGGGACCGGCCGAUGAUCUGGAUCUCGCACAGCAUGGGAGGUCUUCUUGUCAAAAAGAUGCUGUUGGAAGCCGCUAAGAAGCCCGAACUGAGCACAAUUAUCAACAACACCCGAGGAAUCAUUUUCUACAGUGUGCCUCACCAUGGGUCACGGUUGGCUGAAUACUCUGUUAACAUUCGCUAUCUUCUGUUUCCCUCUUUGGAAGUCAAAGAGCUCAGCAAAGAUUCUCCUGCACUUCAGACGCUCCACGAUGACUUUCUGGAGUUUGCAAAGGACAAAAACUUCCAGGUGCUGAGUUUCGUGGAAACGCAGCCCACCUUCAUCGGCAGCAUGCUGAAGCUGCACAUCGUGCCCGUGGAGUCCGCAGCUCUAGGCCUUGGGGACCUCAUUCCUGUGGACGUGAACCACUUGAACAUUUGUAAGCCAAAGAAAAAGGAUGCCUUUUUGUAUCAGCGUACUUUGCAGUUCAUCCGUGAAACUCUAGCCAAAGACCUUGAAAAAUGACACUUGCCUCCCGCUCUCUGAUGUGAGCACAGUGAUACAGUGCAAGAAACCUGGUGUUCCUCCUCCUCCCGCUGCCUACGCAGCCCUGUGAACACAGCCAGCAUGGCGUCGCGCGGUCCGGAAGUGUGCACGCGGCGGAACGUGACUGUGCGUGCCAGCACUGGAGAGCCACGCGCAGACCUGGCAGUCCCAGGAGAAGGGGCCCAUAGACCACCCCUGCCCACCCCGUGCCUCUCCCCGCAGGAGCCCUGGCCGCGGGGGGGUAGAAGUUGGGGUAACCUGGAGUGACGGAGUCCUCUGGUGACUCACCUUACAAUGACACGAGAGCCCCUCAAGUGGGAAGCAAUGAACCGGAACGUGAAAGACUGUCCUCCCGCUGUGGCCGUAAAGCUUUUAAAUGUCAUUUUUAAAAACAUUUAGUUUUUAACAUUUAGUUAAAUCCUUGGCACGUGGCCUGUUAGGCCAAUUGUUGUGCAUGGGAAAGUUCCUUGUAUGUUUCUAUUUUCAUACUGCUAAGAACAAACUGUUUCUAAAAAAAAAAACAACACAACAACAAAGGAACUCUAGCUUAGAGAAUUCUUUCCAGAUCGUAGCUACAUGUGCUUGUCAUGGGUUUGGGAUAGGACAGAGUAGCUAGUCCGUUACUGAUCAUCAGAGUAUGGAAAAAACAAAAGCGAUUCUAAGCCAUUAGGAGCAGAACUUAGUAUCAAGAUUUCUUAUUCUCUUUAGCUAAAGUAUACCUUCUUUCCUUGCUCAUGAAGAAGUAGUACCAGUUGGCCUCUAGCCUGUGAGAAAAUGAUGUGCUUUUGAGUAAGAGCAUUAUUUUUUGCUUUUUGCCGGUCCUGGAGCCUGAACUCAG
This is a messenger RNA of Perognathus longimembris pacificus (Pacific pocket mouse), 2926 nucleotides long. RefSeq names its product serine active site containing 1 (gene Serac1). The transcript has 17 exons. NCBI's taxonomy places the organism in Eukaryota, Metazoa, Chordata, Mammalia, Rodentia, Heteromyidae. The record is from RefSeq and is a predicted model, not a curated record. The coding region runs from base 100 to 2067 and encodes 655 amino acids.